Molecule: messenger RNA, 1128 nt
Organism: Capsicum annuum
Lineage: Eukaryota; Viridiplantae; Streptophyta; Magnoliopsida; Solanales; Solanaceae
Product: F-box protein At4g35733-like
Exons: 1
Coding region: 1-1128 (375 amino acids)
Molecular function (GO): protein binding
Source: RefSeq, a predicted model, not a curated record
AUGGCUGAUUGUGCAGAACUUCCCGAUGAUCUGAUUGCUCACAUUGCAAAUCAUGUUAAAGUGAUUGAAGAUUUCAUUGCUUUUCGCGCUGUUUGUACCUCUUGGCAAAUUGCUGCUACCAAGGACAAUUUUGAUGUGUUCUCGACCCAAGUUCCACUGCUAAUGCUGGGUGCCAAAGAUGACGAUUUUCAAGAAUUUUACUCUCUUUCCAAGAAGAAAGUUUCGCAUAUAUUUCUCCCUGAAGCUAGAGGACGAGAAUGCUUUCCAUUGGGGGAAUGGCUCUUCACCAUGGAAGAUAAUACCGGAGAGCUGAACUUGUUGCAUCCUUUCUCCCGCACCCAAAUUCAACUUCCUUCACUAGAGGACUUAAUGGCUUCUAAGGGUCUCAGAGAAAAACUGUUCUUGAGCUGCGUAGAAAAAGUUGCCUUAUCUGCCAAUCCUUCUAUUACAUCAGAUUACGUAUUAAUGAUUAACUAUCACGCAGGUUCUAAUCAUUUGGCUUUUUGGCGACCUAGAGAUCUCCAUUGGACUUAUAUCAACAAAGAAAUUCCCGAUGCUGCCAUGAGUAUAAAUUAUUAUAAGGGUCAUUUUUAUUACGUUACAUGCGAGGGUGAAUUAUGGAGCUUUGAAGUUGCAGGGCCUAACACACCCAAGCCGAUUGUAGAACCAGGCUUGCUUUAUUGGCCGGAAGAUGGUAUCUUUGGUCAUUGUUCAGUUCAGUUUUAUAUAGUUGAGCUAUCUGAUGCGCUAUUAUUUGUUAUGCGAUAUGCCAAUUAUACAGAUGAUCCAGAGGCUGGACAUAAGACCUUUAAAUUCAAAGUCCUUGAAUUAGAUGUAAUCAAGGGUGAAUUAAAGGAAGAGGUUAAAACCUUGGGAGAUUCAGCAAUUUUUGUAGGGUUGAAUAGUGGAGCAUGUUCUGUUGACUCCUCUAAAUUUACCGGAAUUAAGCCUAAUCACAUAUACUUUACUGAUGAUUGGUUUCAGAAAUUGUACUUCAUGGAAGAUGUUGGAGGAAAAGAUACGGGGGUUUACAAUCUUGAAAACGGAAAAAUUGAAUCUAUUUAUCCUGAAUUAUCACUAAGUCGUAUUUAUCAGCCAACUUGGGUUAUGCCAUCACUAAUAAUGUGA